AUGGGCUUCUCAGGUCCUUCCAAAAUCCAAGAAAAGGCCCUCCCACUCCUCCUUGCUACUCCACGGAACAUGAUUGGCCAAUCACAAUCAGGCACUGGCACAAAGGCUGUAUUUGUAUUGACCAUGCUAUCAGGUAUCGAAUAUGCAGUAGAUAGACCACAAGCACUGUGUCUUGCACCUACUCAACUGUCAUGUUAUGAUUUCAAAUCGGUCAACGUGUUUGUAUUGAAUGAGGUUGAUAAUAUGUUGGAUCAGCCAGGAUUGGGAGAGCAGUCUCUUCGUAUUCGACGAGACAUUCCACGUACAGCACAGAUACUAUUCUUCUCAGCUACAUUCACACCAGAAAUCCGAGAAUUUGCAUGCAAAUUCCCUUCAAAAGCACACGUCCUCUCUCUCAAACCUGAAGAAAUGUCUAUUGAUGGAAUCAAACAAUUCUACAUGAAGUGUAAAGAUGAACUCCACAAAAUCGAACUUUUGCAAGAUGUCUAUGGAUUCAUGACUAUUGGACAGAGUAUUAUCUUUGUCAAGAGGCGAGAGACAGCAGAUCUCUUGUCGAAGCGCAUGAUAGAAGCAGGACAUACCGUCAUUCAUCUACGUGGCGGUAUGUCUCCUGAAGAUCGAGACGAUGUGAUGGACGACUUUAGGAAGGGUCGUGCCAAAGUCUUGAUUUCCACCAAUGUCAUUGCUAGAGGCAUUGCUGUGCUUCAAGAAACGUUGGUCGUGAACUUUGAUAUGCCUUUGGAUGCUGGUAAACAUAAACUUAACUGCACAGGAUUGGAAGGACGAGACGAUUUGGAAGUACGGGAGUUGCCAUCAACGAUUGUACAAUGA
Synchytrium microbalum is the source of this 831-nucleotide messenger RNA. RefSeq lists its product as uncharacterized. Gene Ontology annotation, molecular function: ATP binding; RNA helicase activity; RNA binding. NCBI's taxonomy places the organism in Eukaryota, Fungi, Chytridiomycota, Chytridiomycetes, Synchytriales, Synchytriaceae. Bases 1 to 831 code for a protein of 276 amino acids. The record is from RefSeq and is a predicted model, not a curated record. The transcript has 5 exons. Gene Ontology annotation, cellular component: nucleus; cytoplasmic stress granule. Gene Ontology annotation, biological process: poly(A)+ mRNA export from nucleus.